AUGGAUCCAAGAAAUCCAAUUGUUCUGGAUCAAGGUACGGGUUUCGUUAAAAUCGGUCGAGCCGGAGAGAACUUUCCUGACUACACUUUUCCUUCAAUCGUGGGAAGACCGAUUUUGAGGGCUGAGGAGCGCGCCAAUGUAAGUACACCUUUGAAGGACAUUAUGAUUGGUGACGAGGCCAGCGCAGUCCGCUCAUACUUGCAAAUAUCGUAUCCAAUGGAAAACGGGAUAAUAAAAAACUGGGCUGACAUGGAACUACUUUGGGACUAUGCCUUUUACGACCAAAUGAAGCUUCCUUCAUUAUCGGGAGGCAAAAUAAUGCUCACGGAGCCCCCAAUGAAUCCCGUCAAAAACAGGGAACAGAUGUGUGAGGUAAUGUUUGAGAAAUACGACUUUGGAGCUGUCUACGUGGCAAUUCAGGCGGUGCUCGCACUGUAUGCACAAGGUUUGUCAUCCGGUGUGGUUGUAGACUCUGGUGAUGGUGUCACCCACAUUGUUCCAGUGUACGAAUCGGUGGUGCUCAACCAUUUAACCAGAAGACUGGAUGUGGCCGGAAGAGACGUUACAAGACAUUUGAUAGAUCUCCUCUCCAGAAGAGGUUACGCUUUCAACAGAAGUGCAGAUUUUGAGACAGUCCGCCAAAUUAAAGAAAAGUUAAGUUAUGUGUCAUACGAUCUGGAUCUGGAUACUAAGCUGGCCAGAGAAACUACCACUUUGGUCGAAAAUUACGAACUACCCGACGGAAGAGUCAUAAAAGUGGGAUCUGAAAGAUUUGAGGCGCCUGAAUGCUUAUUUCAACCAAACUUAGUUGACGUAGAGCAGCCAGGUGUAGGGGAAAUGUUAUUCAAUACAAUCCAAGCCGCUGACGUUGAUAUCAGAAGUGCGCUUUACAGAGCCAUAGUCCUUUCGGGGGGUUCAAGUAUGUACCCGGGAUUACCCUCAAGGUUAGAAAAGGAACUGAAGCAGCUCUGGUUCACCAGAGUUCUUCGCAACGACCCAUCCCGGCUAGAAAAGUUCAAAGUGAGAAUAGAAGAUCCUCCUAGAAGAAAGCACAUGGUUUUCAUAGGUGGUGCUGUACUUGCGAACAUUAUGGCCGACAAAGAUCACAUGUGGUUAACGAAGCAAGAUUGGCAAGAAAUGGGACCCGCAGCGAUGUCAAAAUUCGGUCCAAGAUAG
Lachancea sp. 'fantastica' is the source of this 1176-nucleotide messenger RNA. Lineage: Eukaryota; Fungi; Ascomycota; Saccharomycetes; Saccharomycetales; Saccharomycetaceae. The record is from the annotation of a GenBank genome assembly.